AUGGGGGUCGGAGACGAAGUAGCACCCCGCUUUACGACAAAGCCCUCCCUAAAACAGGAGGAUGGAGGCAAACGACUGGUAUUUUUGUGCGCCUUGGAAGCCUCCCCACAACCAGAAAUAACGUGGUUCCUUGGAAAUACAGAAUUGAAAGCCUCAGACAAACACAAAAUGAAAGUAGAAGCCAAAGGAGGAAUCGCAUACAACAUUGUAAUGGAACUUAUUGGGGUGGCAAAAGACGACGCAGGGACAUACAAAGUGGUAGCGAAGAACAAAUUGGGAGAGGUAUCAGCUAACAUCAAUUUGAACCUCGGUGGAGCAGCUAAAAAACAAGCCGAUGGCGUAGCACCAAAUUUCACCACAAAACCAUCCACCCGACAAGUAGGAAAAAAUCUUGUGAUGGAAUGUCAGUUGACAGCAGAGCCCAAACCAUCAUUAGAAUGGUUCCGUGACGAUGCGCCAAUAAAAAGCGGAGGUCGCAUUACGAUUAUUGCGGAAUCGAAAGGACCCCAAACCUACCUUUUAAAAUUAGAAAUCAAAGAUGUAGCAAACGGAGAUGCUGGGAACUACAAAGUUAUUGCCAAAAAUGAACUGGGAGAGAGCAACGCCACUAUAAAAUUGAAUUUUGACAGUUCUGCAGCGGACGCCGCUAAAGGCAAACCCAUGUUCACCGGCAAACCCGCAAUACGCCAGCUGGGCGAUAAACUUAUCAUAGAAUUUAGUUCCGCCCGUUCCGUAUGGAACUUUGACUCCUUCGGACUCCUUCGGACGCUGCAUUCGAACGAAAUCCGACCAAGCAUAGCAGGGGUCACUUCUCGUUGUUUCACUGUUACUGUGUGUACUUCGCCUUUCGACCGCAACACAUGCAACAGCGCACAAAGGUUGCAUUUGUUGCGAAGAGGACUAGCUCCCUCUGGCGCCGUUGUUAGCAACCAGAGUCGGAACGCUGAGACAGAAGGCUCUUUCAUCGGUCGUCAUGAUUCUCGGCGAAAGAAAGAAAACACCCUACCGGCCAAAGGGUUGCUAACGCUGACGCUGCUGCGAGGUGCCUUGAAAUCGCAGGGUUAA
Acanthosepion pharaonis is the source of this 1065-nucleotide messenger RNA. NCBI's taxonomy places the organism in Eukaryota, Metazoa, Mollusca, Cephalopoda, Sepiida, Sepiidae. The record is from the annotation of a GenBank genome assembly.